Messenger RNA from Lactuca virosa, 285 nucleotides. Lineage: Eukaryota; Viridiplantae; Streptophyta; Magnoliopsida; Asterales; Asteraceae. The record is from the annotation of a GenBank genome assembly.
AUGUCUUUGGCUUCUUCCAUCCCAUCUUUUUUGUAUCCUUUUACCACCACCUCCUUUUCCAAUAAGCCUACUCUUGGAAAUAUGAACGAUGAGGAGGGGAUGGAUAAAUCCUGGACUCACAUCCUUGAAGGCCUUCACUGGAUGAAUGAAGUGUCUUUACGCAACAAGGCUCGUGCGACGGAUAUAACUGCAAGAGGCAUGGAAUUCGACAAACCGUCUGAUUGUAUAGCCAAGCUUCGAUCCAUUUAUUCGGUUCUGGAGAGAGAGAAAAUAGAACUAAUGUAG